This is a messenger RNA of Adineta steineri, 1590 nucleotides long. The record is from the annotation of a GenBank genome assembly. Lineage: Eukaryota; Metazoa; Rotifera; Eurotatoria; Adinetida; Adinetidae.
AUGCCGAAAAAAGGAAAGGGAAAAGGCAAAGGAAAAGGAAAAAAAGGAAAGAAAGCUGAAAAAGCUAAAGCCAAAGAACAAUUAGCUCUUAAAAAUGAUCUUCAUAAUUCAAAUUUAUGGGAAGCUCAACUUAAUAUUAUGGAGCUAUCUCGAAAACAUUAUCGAGAUAUAGCUAGUAAUUUGGCAUAUGAAAAUGAAUCAUUACGUGAUCAUAUGCGUGAAACUGAACAUGAGACAAUUGAUGUAGUAACAUUUUUAAAAAAACAAGAUGCUAAUAAAGAUACUGAGAUCGAUCGUUUACAACAAGGUAUUCAACAAUUAAAAAUGGAACAUCGACAAAAUAAAGAUGAAUUAGUCUCUCAUUUUACUAAACAAAGACGUAAAUUAGAUGAAAAAAUUGCUCGAAAAGAAACUGAACUUGAAGAAGUUCGUCAAGAACUUAACGAGUCGCAGGAUCUUCGAAAGAAAAAAAUACAAAUGCAAAAAGAACUUGAAGAUAUUAGAGAUGCAACAUUAUACAACGAAAGAGAACAUAAAGAAACAUUACAAAAACUGGAACAAAAGUUUUUUAUUGAAAGAAUACGUUUACAACAGGAAUCAAAGGAAAAGAUCGAGGAGAUAGCUGCACGUGCACAAGAAGAAGCAUUAAAAGGUUUAGGCGAAACAAGUCGUAAUGUUUAUCGAGAAAAUACUGAACUUAUUGACUCUAUACGUAAACAUAAACAUGAAUUUGAUAUAUUACAAAAAGAGAAAGAUCAAUUAAAAAAACUUAUCUCAUCAACUAGCGGUGACAAAGAAUUAAAUGAUAUAUUAAUAAAAGAAAAAGUUGAACAAAUACAAAAACAAAAUAAUACUAUUAAAGAAUUAAAAGAAAAAAUUCAAUUAUUAGAAAAUUCUUUAACACAAUUUAUACAAGAAUUUAAUGUUGAAAGAACAAAUCUCGUUGAACAGUCAUCUCAUUUACAUGAAUCAUCACGUAAUGAAAUUUUAAAAUUACAACGUACAUUAGAAUUAAAAACAAAAGAAAUGAUUAAAAUUAAAAAAUUAGCAAAAAUAAUUAUUGAACAACGUUCAGAAUUAGAAACAUUCUUUUUAGAUGCUUUACAACAUGUUAAAAAACAAAUUAAUUUUAAUCGUUUACAAUAUCGUAAAGAUGCAUUUAAUGCAUAUCAAAAUCGAAUGUUAAAUGCUCAUCAUGGACAAGGAGAUUAUCCAAAAAUAAGAACAUUUAAUGAAACAUUUCCUGGAUAUAGUACAAACAGUGUUUUUCAUGAUUUAGAAGAAGCAACGAAAUGGACAAAUCUUGGUUCCGAAGUUGAUAUUGGUGAGUUAACAUGGGAACAAAAAGAACAAGUACUUCGAGCAUUAUUUUUACGAAUGAAUUCAAAAAAAGCAAGAAUGACAGAUCUUUCAAUGAACAAAACUCAAAUUGAUAUGAAUACUCCUUCAAUAGCUUCCGAUCGUGAUAAUACAAAUAAUGUUUUUGUAACACAAACACCAGAAAAUAAAGAUUUAUCCGAAUCUCGAAAUAGUACGAGUACAACUAGUGUACCAAAAUUACCUCAAAUUACCUCUGCAGUCACAACAUAA